AUGACCAUCCACGACCGCGUCCGCGCCGCUUGCAACGCGCAAGCCGCCGCCGCCGCCGCCGCCGCCGCCGGAGCAGCAGCAGGCGCGACCCUCUCCGCCACUGCUGCUGGUCCUUCCGAUCCGUCCGCUGCUGCUCCGCCUGCCGCUGCUCCGCCUUCCGCCUCCCCCGCCAACCUGCCCUCCGCCGUACCCCAGUCGUCCACCCCCUCUCGCUGUCGCACGCUAAUCUUCGACUCGGGGCACGACGGGUUCGGCGACACGGUGUUCGGAGUCGCGUCGACGUUCGUCGCAGCGCUCUUAGACGAUCGCGCGUUCCUCAUGCGCCAAGAGUGGUUACAGUUCGCCUUCGAGCCCGCGACCUUCGACUGGCGCGACACGCGCGAUAUCCCCCUGACGGAACCGUCGCCGCAAAUUAUGGACGAGAAUACCCCCCCAGAUGCGCCGUACGCGCGACUGAGCCUGUACAACAGGAACGUUACGGAUCCCGAGGCGCUGUUCGGGAAGCUGAGUGGGAUAGCGCACAUCGGGCUGGUGUGGAACCGUGGGAUUCUGUUCAAUCUGCUGACCAAGGGAAAAGGCGCGUGGGCGGAUAAGUUCACAAGCAUCGGCGUGACCCCUCCGUACGCCUUCGCCUGCGCCAUACGCUUCCUGCUCCGACCUAAGCCGGAGGUAUGGCAGCUGAUGAGGGGCAUAAGCCAGCAGGUGCACGUACCAAACAGCAUCAGCAUUGGCAUCCACAUCCGUGUGCGAGACGGCAUAGCCUGGGAGGAUGUGUGGCAUGAUGGCGUUCCCAAGGUGCUCAACGGGACUGUAGUCGAGGAACUCUAUAACGAGAACAAGCAGGCGUUUGAGUGCGCACAGGUGAGGAGGGAAUGGGGUUAUGAGAGGAGGGAAGAGGGAGGGGAUGACGAAGGGGAGAAGGAGGAUUUAGAAGGAGAAAGCAGUGAGGGCAUGGGACUUUUGAGAAGUAAUUCUUCCCAGGCUUCCUUCCGUAUGCUGGGUCUCCCCUACGCUUCACUCAACGUAUCAUCUCGCAUCUCCACCGCUCUCCCCCCACCCACCCCCCCCACCUCCCUUCCCCCCCUCCCAACUUCCCUCCCUCCCCCCCUCCCUCCCCCCCUCCCUCGCCCCCUCUCUCCCACCGUCUUGACUCCCAAUUCAACCCCCUUGUGUCCCCUCCAGAUCGUGACCACCGAGUUUAUCCCCCGCCACGUGGCCAUCAGCAAGGAACCCAACUCCACUGCACAUACUGCCCCCCCUGCAUGGUACCAGGAGACAGUCGCUGAAUGGCUGCUCCUCGCCUCCACCCACCUCCUCAUUAUCCCAGCGGAGUCAGGCUUUUCCCGCUCUGCUGUCAUGUAUUCCAUGCGUCCGGGGGGGGUGUACAUGCCACACAAGUGCCGCCCUGAUGCUCCUGUUCCUGUCGGGGACCUAGCGGUGGUUGGGUGCGGGGUGUGA
Closterium sp. Naga37s-1 is the source of this 1458-nucleotide messenger RNA. The record is from the annotation of a GenBank genome assembly. NCBI's taxonomy places the organism in Eukaryota, Viridiplantae, Streptophyta, Zygnematophyceae, Desmidiales, Closteriaceae.